Messenger RNA from Arabis nemorensis, 3663 nucleotides. The record is from the annotation of a GenBank genome assembly. Lineage: Eukaryota; Viridiplantae; Streptophyta; Magnoliopsida; Brassicales; Brassicaceae.
AUGGCGGAAAGUAUAAUGGUGGAUUCUCAUGUUUGGGUGGAAGACUCAGAAAUAGCAUGGAUUGAUGGUGUUGUACUUAAUAUAAAGGGAGACGAAGCCGAGGUUAAAACCAAUGAUGGCAGAGAGGUUAUUGCUAACUUAUCAAAACUCUAUCCAAAAGACGUUGAAGCUCCUUCAGAGGGAGUAGAGGACAUGACAAGAUUAUCUUACCUGCACGAGCCUGCAGUUCUUGACAACUUGGCAACCAGAUAUAACCUGAAAGAAAUUUAUACUUAUACAGGAAACAUUCUUAUUGCUGUCAAUCCCUUUCAAGGACUUCCCCAUCUCUAUGAUGCUGAGGUUAUGGAAAAGUACAAGGAAGCCUCGUUCAAAGAGUUGAGUCCUCAUGUUUUUGCAAUCGGUGGCAUUGCAUAUAGGGAAAUGAUUAAUGAAGGCAGAAAUAAGUGCAUAUUGGUCAGUGGUGAAAGUGGGUCUGGAAAGACAGAAACGACUAAGAUGCUCAUGCGUUACCUUGCAUACUUUGGAGGGCAUACUGCAGCAGAAGGAAGGACAGUUGAAAACCAAGUUUUAGAAUCAAAUCCAGUUCUCGAAGCAUUUGGAAAUGCGAAGACUGUCAAGAACAACAAUUCCAGUCGUUUUGGAAAAUUUGUGGAGAUUCAAUUUGAUGAUGUUGGCCGGAUAUCAGGGGCAGCCAUCAGAACUUACCUUUUGGAGAGGUCUCGUGUUUGUCAAGUUUCAGAUCCUGAACGUAACUAUCACUGCUUUUAUCUCCUGUGUGCUGCUCCUCAAGAGGAUGUUGAGAGGUUUAAGCUAGGCGAUCCCAAGUCAUUUCGCUAUCUUAACCAAUCUAGCUGCUACGAACUUGAUGGUGUAAAUGAUGCAGAAGAGUAUCUUGCUACUAGAAGGGCUAUGAAUGUAGUUGGAAUAAGUGAAAAAGAACAGGAUGCAAUUUUCAGAGUUGUGGCUGCCAUUCUCCAUCUUGGAAAUAUUGAAUUUUCCAAGGGAGAAGAUGCUGAUUCAUCAUCUCUAAAAGAUGAACAAUCAGUGUUUCAUCUCCAAAUGACAUCAGAACUGCUCAUGUGUGAUCCCAAUUCCUUAGAAGAUGCUUUGUGUAAGCGUAUGAUGGUCACCCCAGAAGAAGUUAUCAAGAGAAGUCUUGAUCCUCUUGGCGCUGCCGUUAGCAGGGAUGGUUUAGCAAAGACAAUAUACUCUAGACUAUUUGAUUGGUUGGUAAACAAAAUAAAUAUCUCUAUUGGGCAAGAUUCUCAUUCGAGGCGCUUGAUUGGAGUCCUUGACAUUUAUGGUUUUGAGAGCUUUAAAACCAACAGUUUUGAGCAAUUCUGUAUUAACUACACGAAUGAAAAGCUGCAACAGCAUUUCAACCAGCAUGUAUUCAAAAUGGAACAAGGUGAAUAUCAGAAAGAAGAAAUAGAUUGGAGCUAUGUGGAGUUUGUUGAUAAUCAAGAUGUAGUGGACCUGAUUGAAAAGAAGCCGGGUGGUAUUAUUGCUCUUCUAGAUGAAGCAUGCAUGCUACCAAGAUCAACUCCUGAAACAUUUUCCGAGAAGCUGUAUCAAACAUUCAAGGAUCAUAAACGCUUCAUAAAACCAAAAUUGACACGAUCAGAUUUUACAUUAGUUCAUUAUGCAGGGGAUGUUCAAUACCAGUCCGAUCAAUUUUUAGACAAAAACAAAGACUAUGUUGUUGCUGAGCAUCAGGAUUUGUUAAAUGCUUCCAAAUGUUCUUUUGUGUCUGGCCUAUUUCCCCCUCUUCCUAAAGAGAGUAGCAAAUCUAAGUUUUCCUCAAUUGGCGCUCGUUUUAAGCUACAAUUGCAACAGCUGAUGGAGACACUGAACUCUACGGAACCCCACUACAUCAGAUGUGUUAAGCCAAACAAUUUGUUGCAACCAACAGUGUUUGACAAUGCCAAUGUCUUGCAUCAGUUACGCUCUGGGGGUGUUCUUGAGGCCAUCAGAGUGAAAUGCGCUGGAUAUCCAACAAAUAGGACUUUCAUUGAAUUCUUAAAUCGAUUUAUCAUUCUUGCACCGGAAAUUCUGAAAGGAGAGUACGAAGCAGAAGUUGCAUGCAAGUGGAUUUUGGAGAAAAAGGGGCUUACAGGUUACCAGAUUGGAAAAAGUAAAGUUUUUCUGAGAGCUGGUCAGAUGGCUGAGCUAGAUGCUCACAGAACAAGAGUGCUUGGCGAAUCAGCAAGUAUGAUUCAAGGGCAAGUUAGAACUCGUCUGACAAGAGAACGAUUUGUUCUCAUGCGGAAGGCUUCAGUUAAUAUACAGGCUAAUUGGAGAGGAAAUAUUGCACGAAAGAUAUCCAAGGACAUGAGAAGGGAGCAAGCUGCUGUCAAAAUCCAGAAAAACUUACGUAGACAGAUUGCCAAGAAAGAUUACGGAAGGACCAAAUCUUCCGCAAUCGCCUUGCAAAGUGGAGUGCGCACAAUGGUUGCCCGUCAUGAAUUCCGAUAUAAAUUGAAGUCUAAGGCAGCAAUUGUGAUUCAGGCAUAUUGGCGUGGUUACAGUGCUAUAUCUGACUACAAGAAAUUGAAAAGAGCUUCUCUUAUUUAUCAAAGUAGACUUAGAGGAAGAGUUGCCCGGAAACAGUUGGAACAGUCAAAGAAGGCUGACAAAAUGGAAGAGGCAGAACAUGAGCGAAAGGUGGAGCUUUCCAAUGGAGCAGAAGAGGCAGUUGAUAUGUCGUUUGUACAACAUUCAGAGCAAACUGUUGAUGCAGAGAUUGAACAUGAUCAAAAGCCAUACCCAAAACUUUCCAUUCUGGCAGAUGAUGAUGGACUUGAUAAGUCAUUCGUAAUGCAAUCAGAGGAAAGUGAUGAUGAAGAGAUAGGACAUGAAAGAAAGGCGAAACAUUCGAUUCAAGCAGAAGAUGAUAUUGAAAAGUCCUUCGUAAUGCAUUCAGAGGAAAGUGAUGAUGAAGAGAUAAGACAUGAAAGAGAGACAAAACAUUCCAUCCAAGCAGAAGAUGGGAUUGAAAAGUCCUUUGUAACGCACUCAGAGCAUAGUGAUGAUGAAGAGAUAGGACAUGAAAGAAACACAACACAUUCCAUCGAAGCAGAAGAAGGAAUUGAGAAGUCCUUUGUACUCAAAUCAGAGAAGCCUUACAACCCUUUUUCUGUUGUUAGCCAAAUGUCAGAUCCUAUUCGCGAUACAGAAAUCGAGUCCCUCACUGCAGAAGUUGAGAUGCUGAAGGCCUUGUUGCAAGUUGAGAAACAAAGAGCUGAUAUUUCGGAAAGAAAAUGUGCUGAAGCCCGAGAACUCGGUGAGAGAAGACGCAAAAGAUUAGAAGAAACAGAAAGAAGAGUUUACCAACUACAAGACUCUUUGAACAGGUUGUUAUAUUCUAUGUCAGACCAAUUCUCGCAACUGAAGUCCAUCUUGAGAUCUUCUUCUAUGUCGACUUCAACGUUGGCUUCAGCGCCAGUUGUGCGCGAUGAUCUUGCUGAUAGCUCUGAGAACUCUGAAGCUUCAUCAACUGAUUCGGAUUUCACUUUUCCGGCUCCAUCUCCUUCCUCGGACAAUUUUUCGAAUUUUAACCCGAAUCAGUUGCAAGUCAUUGUUCAGGAUCUAUCGACCACAGAAGCCAAAGGAACAGAGAGCUAUGACAGUGAUAAGGAAGGGGGCUUUGAAGAUUACUUCUGA